This is a messenger RNA of Triticum turgidum subsp. durum (durum wheat), 927 nucleotides long. NCBI's taxonomy places the organism in Eukaryota, Viridiplantae, Streptophyta, Magnoliopsida, Poales, Poaceae. The record is from the annotation of a GenBank genome assembly.
AUGCACGUUCCGCAUGUGCAGGGAUUCUGCCCGGCCAGUUGCCCAGUUUGUUUACACCGUUUAUGUUUUUUGUUGACGGUGCGGGGCCGAAGCUUCGCACCGGCACGGCACCGCAUGCAUCCGACGACGACGCGUUCACCGCUCGUCCACCCGCCCCGCCAACUCCUCUCCUAUAUAUGCACGCCGGGCCGCGGACGUUUCGGCCAUCCCGUCCUCAGAGCCGCGCAACGAUCCAGCGCACACAGCAAAUUAAGCAGCGACCUCCUUCGAUCGAAGAUGAGCCAGGACAAGGCCGCCGGCGAGAAGGCGGCGGCGGAGCCCAAGAGGCAGACGCCGCGGCUCAACGAGCGGAUCCUCUCCUCCCUCUCCCGGAGGUCCGUCGCCGCCCACCCGUGGCACGACCUCGAGAUCGGCCCUGGCGCUCCGGCGGUGUUCAACGUGGUGGUGGAGAUCACCAAGGGGAGCAAGGUCAAGUACGAGCUCGACAAGAAGACCGGGAUGAUCAAGGUCGACCGGAUCCUCUACUCCUCCGUGGUGUACCCUCACAACUACGGCUUCGUCCCACGCACCCUCUGCGAGGACAACGACCCCAUCGAUGUCCUCGUCCUCAUGCAGGAACCAGUCCUCCCCGGCACCUUCCUCCGGGCCAGGGCCAUCGGCCUCAUGCCCAUGAUCGAUCAGGGAGAGAAGGAUGACAAGAUCAUAGCCGUCUGCGCCGACGACCCCGAGUACCACAACCUCAACCAUCUCAGCGAGCUCUCUCCCCAUCGCCUCCAGGAGAUCCGCCGCUUCUUCGAAGAUUACAAGAAGAAUGAGAACAAGGAGGUGGCUGUCAACGACUUCCUCCAGGCCGAUGAUGCCCGUGCUGCCAUCCAGCACUCCAUGGAUCUGUACGCGGAAUACAUUAUGCACAGCCUAAGGCAGUAG